Messenger RNA from Dimorphilus gyrociliatus, 1168 nucleotides. The record is from the annotation of a GenBank genome assembly. NCBI's taxonomy places the organism in Eukaryota, Metazoa, Annelida, Polychaeta, Dinophilidae.
AUUCGCUGAACACUUUUAUUUCGUAUCAUUUAAAAAAGCAUCAAUGGCAUCAAACUUGGAAGAAGAUAAUGCGAAAACUGUUGAAAAGCAUUACAAUAGCUUAAAAGAAGGCAGCUUGAUGGAACGUGGACAAAGCAGGAUCGUUUACAUGCGCAAUUUUAACAACUGGAUGAAGAGUCAAUUAAUUUCAAUGUACCUGAACAAAAUUCGUGAAACUAAGAAAUCUAAAAUAAUCACUGUUCUUGAUUUGUGUUCAGGGAAGGGAGGGGAUCAACUUAAAUGGCGGAAGGGCGGCGUUGAGCAUGUAACUUUUGCCGAUAUAGCUGGAGAAUCAGUUAGACAAUCCGAACAAAGAUAUCAUGAAAUGAAAUCGAGAAUGAGUAAAGAAAGGCAUAAUAAUCAGGUUAUAUAUAGUGCUGAAUUUAUAACGGCUGAUUGUGGAAGAGAGCUACUAACUAAACAUUAUAAAUCUCCCAUUAUCUUCGAUUUAUGCAGCUGCCAAUUUUCUCUUCAUUACUCUUUCGAAUCAUUUAAGCAAGCUGAAAUUAUGAUACGUAAUGCUUGCGAAAGACUAAGACCUAAUGGCUAUUUUAUUGGUACAACUACGGAUGCAAAUGAAAUUAUAAAAAGAUUGCGGAAAUCAAAAGACGAGACUAAUUCAUUUGGAAAUGACGUCUUUAGCGUGACAUUUGAUAAAGAUUUUAAAAAAAAUGGAACUCCAGCCUUAUUUGGAGGGAGAUAUGAUUUCCAUUUGGAAGGUGUUGUUGAUUGCCCUGAAUUUCUUAUUCAUUUUGAUACUCUUGUUACUAUGGUUGAAAAAUACCAUAUGAAACUUGUAUUAAAAAAAAAAUUCUCAGAGUUUUAUAAAGAACAAAUUGCAAAUUCUGAUGGAAGAGGAUUAAUAGGUAGAAUGCAAGGGUUAGAGACAUAUCCACCUCCGGAAAGUGAGAAUUUAGUUGGAAACCCUGAAACGGAUUAUGAGACAGCAAAAAAUUUGGUGAAAGAUCUCAGAGAAAAGGGAUUAGAAAAAGAUCUAACAGACAACGAAAUGGCAAAGCAGAUCUCUGUUGGUACUCUCUCACAACCUGAGUGGGAAGCGUGUACUCUCUACAUGGUUUUUGCUUUUCAAAAGGACAAAAAUGCUCCUAUGCCGUCAUCUUCCCUUUAA